Molecule: messenger RNA, 1686 nt
Organism: Papaver somniferum (opium poppy)
Lineage: Eukaryota; Viridiplantae; Streptophyta; Magnoliopsida; Ranunculales; Papaveraceae
Product: protein RMD5 homolog
Exons: 3
Coding region: 278-1435 (385 amino acids)
Biological process (GO): proteasome-mediated ubiquitin-dependent protein catabolic process
Cellular component (GO): nucleus; cytoplasm; GID complex
Molecular function (GO): ubiquitin protein ligase activity
Source: RefSeq, a predicted model, not a curated record
ACGAGGAGGCCCACAAAGGUUUCUCAAUCAGAUCCCUUCCUCUCGCUUCUCGUCUCUUCUCUACGGUGUUCUUCGAAAGAUCCCCCUCUCUUCUCUCUAUCUCCAUAGGUAACACUUCUUUUAUAAAAAUCCGAACUUUCUAUGUUAUUAUCGAACUUGAUGUUAUUCUCAAUUUCGAUCUGAUUUGUACAUCUUCUUCGAUUGAUUCGAAAAGUUUUUGUCUGAAGAAGAAGUAUCAGAAAGGUUGAGAAUUGAUUUCCAGUCGGUAACUAGAGGAAUGGAACUAAGUACCAUCAAGGAUGCAUUUGACCGUGUUGCCAAGAAGCAAAGGGUUUCAUUUUCUAAAACCCAAGAAGCUAUUGAUCAGAUUGCGCAUGAAAUCGAACAAACACUAGUAAAAAUGAACUCAUUUCAGGACCAUUCUCUUCCUACUGAUCAGAAAGCUAUCCUCGCAGAACUAAACAACAAGCUGAAUGAGAUAGGACCUCUUAAUCAACUUGAAGGUUCACAGAAAGAGCUAAAUGUAGCAUUAAGCAAGUACGUGAAACUCCUCGAUAAGUCUUUCAAUACGGACAUAUCCAAGGCUUACAGGACCGUUGAUUUUGAUAUACACACAGUGAAUCAAAUCAUUGCUUGCCACUUCUAUCGACUGGGGCAUUUUGACCUUGGUGAUUGCUUUAUAUAUGAGGCUAAGGAACCAGAAAUAGCUAAUCUGAAGUCCCCUUUCUUGGAGAUGUACAAAAUACUAGAGGCAAUGAGUUCCAGAAAUCUGCAGCCAGCAUUGCAUUGGGCUUCCUCCAACCAUGCCAUUCUUAUUCAGAAUGGCUCGAGCCUUGAGUUGAAACUUCACAGAUUGCAGUUUGUGGAGAUACUGAAAACCGGAAACAGAAAUGACGCACUCACAUAUGCAAGGACUUACUUUUCUCCAUUUGCACCUCUACACUUUGCUGAGAUUCAGAAGUUAAUGGCUUCAAUAUUAUGGGCUGGCCGACUUGAUAGUUCCCCGUAUUCUGAGCUCCUUUCUCCAAUCCACUGGGAGAAAUUAUCCGAGGAAGUGACGGAGCAGUUCUGCAGUCUUGUAGGGCAGUCAAGGGAGAGCCCAUUGAGUGUGGCGAUAUCAGCUGGGGUUCAAGGGUUGCCUACUUUAUUGAAGCUAGCAAGUGUGAUGGCUGCAAAGAAGCAAGAUUGGCAAGCCAUGAAGCAGUUGCCAGUGCCUGUGGAUUUAGGGAAGGAGUUUCAAUUUCAUUCAAUAUUUGUUUGCCCUGUAUCAAGAGAUCAAGGGAGUGAUGAGAACCCACCAAUGUUGAUGCCAUGUGGUCACGUUUUAUGCAAGCAGUCCAUCGUGAAGCUCUCAAAAAGCAGCACACGCACAUUUAAAUGCCCAUAUUGCCCGCUUGAGGCGACAGUUGCGCAGUGUAGGCAGCUUCAUUUCUGAUGAAGAACACAAUCUUGUCUAAUAUUUAUAUGGUCUUCAUGUGAAAACAGGUACUUUCUCCUCUAUCUUUGUGUCUCUCUCUCUCUUCUUUCUGUCUUGAUGAACUGAAAUCAAGUGGUAGAUAGCUUUGUUACUCGGUGGCAAUGUCGUUGUACUUAGUUGGGGUUUGUAUGGGAGGAGUGGAUGAACGAUAACCUUGAUGUAAAUAGAAAUUCUUUUUAGAUUCAUGCUUCAAGUCUUCUACUACAGAA